GUCGUUCCUGUGAUUGAACCUUCGAUGAUUUAAUCCUUACAACUCCAACCUGCCUAGUUUCCAAAGUCUACAUUCAUAUCUCAUUGUAUAACACCAAACGACUAAGCCAGAAUUGCUCUUUAUUUUUCAUAACCCUAAAUCCUAAUAAUCUGUGAAAUUAAAACUUGCUUGGUUCAACAAUACACCCAUCCACCACCCAGCUCAUCGCUUAUAAGAGCAAAGGGUCACAAACCAUUAGACCAGAGGCAAAUAUUUCAGGGGAAUACUCAAAAUGGCCUUACCAAGCCCAGAGACUCAAGCCAAAGUAGCCAGCGAAGCCGCCCAAUCCUUCGUAGACCACUUCUACGAAGCCCUCAGCAAGCGACGCCCCCUGUCCCAAUUCUACGCCUCCGCCUCCGCGCGCCUAACCACCGCCGGCGUCAAACCCGACAUCAGCAUCAACGGGCUGCUCGUCCCCGACGCCUCCGCCUACGAGGCCUUGCUCGAAACGCAGGGCGGCCCCGUAUCCUACGACGUCGCGUCCUUCGACGCGCAGCCCGUGAACCCGUGCUUCCGCAUCGGCGAGCCGGAACCCCCCGCCGGCCCCGGCCGCGACGCUACUGCCGCCGCGGCCGUGCGCAACGGCGAUAGGCUGAGCUUCGCGGUCCAGGUCAGUGGCGUGGUGCGGUAUGGGCGGGGGCACGGGGAUGGGAAGGCCGGGGUGGGCGACGCGGUGGCUGUGGGGGGAGGGGGGGUUGGAGUAGGAGUAGGAGGGAGUAAUAACAGUAGCAAGGACGACAACGAGCCCCUCGAGAAGCCGUUCAACGAGGCGUUUCUACUAGUGCCGCAUUGGGAAGCUUGGGGGAGGAACGCGCCGCGGGGGCUGAGGAAGUGGGUUAUUGUUAGCCAGAACUUCCGCGCUCUGUAAGGGGGACUGGAUGAGGGGAUGAAGCAAACCCGUAAAGGGCGCGAGCAAACGGAACGGAGCGAAGCCCUUACAUGUUACGACAGAUGAGGCAGUUUCUGUAGGGACCGUGGACGAUAAGACAUACAUCCCUAGUGAAUGAGACAUGAGAACAUGGAUCUAGACGAGGCUUUCUCAGAAAGGUACAUCACCAACUACUUACCUACAGCUUUACCAUGGGCUUCAGCCCGGGAAUAUGACGAAUCCAUGUGAGACAACUUAGCUCUUCGAGAAUCAUAAGGUGGUAGUUAAAGGAAAGGGCGAGAAAAAGCAGAGAGAAAAAAACAGAAACGGUCUCAUAAUCAUAGAGGAGAGGACAAGGUUGAUCCCGAGGAAGGUCACAUAAGGGGAUAGAUAUAACCCAAACCUACCUCAAAACAAGUCCAGUACCAACAA
Molecule: messenger RNA, 1339 nt
Organism: Daldinia decipiens
Lineage: Eukaryota; Fungi; Ascomycota; Sordariomycetes; Xylariales; Hypoxylaceae
Exons: 2
Coding region: 272-907 (211 amino acids)
Source: RefSeq, a predicted model, not a curated record